CCUACAUAUUUGCAUUGGAGACCUUGAGGCCCUGAACAACAAACAAAUUAUGAUGUUUGCUUAUGGUUUUUAUUCUCUCUCUUCUGUGUGUCGUGCCAUUGCAGGCACCUGUCUUCGAUGUAGACAGCUUGUCCUUGUUUCCAUUUUUAUUUCAGGUGGGGGGGCGAUCGACAAGAACUUCAUUUUCCAUAGAAUGAGGGAAACAAGGAAACUAACAAAAAUGGAGAUGAUACCAAUGAUUGAUGACUUGACAGGUGGUAAACUACACCUAGGGCAACCAGGACUAUAUGUAAUGCUGAUGCUUUUUCUUUAUCAAUGUUCAGGUAUCAAGCUGCUUGUUUCUGCGUCUUAUUUACCAUUGAAAUAGUUAGCUUGAGGACUUGAGCUAGUUAAUUAUGGCUGCGAGAAUCAAAAGCAUAGCUAUUAUAGUGGCGGCACUUGGUGUCAAAGCCUUUGUAUUUGGAAUUCUGGCUGAAAUAAAAAAGCCCGCUUCUGGAGAGGCUAGCAUGUCACAUGGAGUUGUUACCUGCAAAUAUCCAUCAGACCCAGCAGUCUUUUUUGGCUUCUUAUCGAUCGCAGCACUCAUUGCUUGCACGUUAGUUGGGAUCUGUUCUAUAUUUUAUCCUUACAAGGGCAAAUCUGUUCCUUACAAGGGUUUGUUUCACAGCACUCGCAUGGUUGUGUUCUUCCAAAUUGCCCUGUCGGUGUCCAUGUUGGCUGGAGGGAUGCUGCUGUGGGCAACAACCACUGAGCUCAUUCACUUGACAAAAAAUGUGCACCGUCAUAACGUGGACAGUACUUAUUGUCCCACAGCCAAGACUGGUCUCUUUGGUGGUGCUGCCUUCUUGGCUUUAGAUGCUUCCCUCUUCUGGCUGGUUUGCCUAAUGCUCACAAGCAACGCUAGAGAGGACUACUUUGAUGAAGCAGGAGAGGAACAGAAAGGUGAAUAUGGUCAAGUUCUAAUUACAGACUAUGAGACCGCAGGAGAGAGACCACAGGAGGAGGCAAAGCUUGAAAUAUCAAGUGGACUCGGUGAGAGGAUCAAACAUUAUUGAAGAAAAUAAGAAAAUACCUGCUGAAUGUUAUUUACAAUAUGAACAUGAAAGACUUUGGUGUGGAUGUGUUCUUUUCUCUCUGUUCAUUCCUGUUGUUAUUUUCUCUGUUGAAUUGAUAUGCUCAUUAUAAUAUAGCAACCAAGCAAGCAUCAUU
Populus trichocarpa (black cottonwood) is the source of this 1209-nucleotide messenger RNA. RefSeq lists its product as uncharacterized. The transcript has 3 exons. Bases 396 to 1055 code for a protein of 219 amino acids. NCBI's taxonomy places the organism in Eukaryota, Viridiplantae, Streptophyta, Magnoliopsida, Malpighiales, Salicaceae. The record is from RefSeq and is a predicted model, not a curated record.